ACCUACCUCUAGCGGUGGCAGAGACCAUCUUCCACGUCUGUCCUCCCAGCACAGGGCUUGGAACUCAGUCAGUGUAGUAAAGACCCAAUGGUAGAAAUGAUGGAAACACAGCUAUCCCUCCUAGAUCGGUCCAGGUGUCUUUGUGUACCCCUGCCAUCCUCCUUCCUGGUUAACUCCUGCCAAUCCUUUGGCUCUCUCCGGUGGCUGAGCCACUCUCCCGGCUCCUGGCUCCUGAUACUUAUGUUGUAGUGAUCACACCUCUCUCUCCACCUUGACACUCCCACUCACAGUUCUGCACAGAGUGCCUGGCACGUACGGAGUCGGUGCUCGUUGGUGGCUGGCUGACUGUCAGAGAUGAUGGGUGGAUUUGAUGUUUGAGUUGGAAUCUGGGCAGAGGCUGGACUCUGCUUGUCCCAGCCACCCCACUGUGGCUCAUCUCUUGCCACUUCCCCCCUCUGGCUCUGGAUCUAGCCAUGCCAAGCCCCAAAGCCUUCUCCGGAUGCCAUGACCUCUCUCCUCCAGGGAGGCAGCGUCCAUGGAGCAAAAGGAAUGCCAGGACCCUGCCCAGGCCGACGCAGGCCAGCCUCAGCACCAACAGCCGACGCGCAGAUAGCAGAGCCGUCCCUGGGGUUAAACCAUGAUUCCGGUGACGGAGCUCCGCUACUUUGCGGACACGCAACCAGCAUACCGGAUCCUGAAGCCGUGGUGGGAUGUGUUCACAGACUACAUCUCUAUUGUCAUGCUGAUGAUCGCCGUCUUCGGGGGGACGCUGCAGGUCACCCAAGACAAGAUGAUCUGCCUGCCUUGUAAGUGGGUCACCAAGGACUCCUGCAAUGACUCGUUCCGGGGCUGGGCAGCCCCUGGCCCGGAGCCCACCUACCCGAACUCCACCAUUCUACCGACCCCUGACACAGGCCCCACAGGCAUCAAGUAUGACCUGGACCGGCACCAGUACAACUAUGUGGACGCCGUGUGCUACGAGAACCGGCUGCACUGGUUCGCCAAGUACUUCCCCUACCUGGUACUCCUGCACACGCUCAUCUUCCUGGCCUGCAGCAACUUCUGGUUCAAAUUCCCGCGCACCAGCUCGAAGCUGGAGCACUUUGUGUCUAUCCUGCUGAAGUGCUUCGACUCGCCCUGGACCACAAGGGCUCUGUCGGAGACGGUGGUGGAGGAGAGCGACCCCAAGCCGGCCUUCAGCAAGAUGAAUGGCUCCAUGGACAAGAAGUCCUCGACCGUCAGUGAGGAUGUGGAGGCCACCGUGCCCAUGCUGCAGCGGACCAAGUCACGGAUCGAGCAGGGCAUCGUGGACCGCUCGGAGACGGGCGUGCUGGACAAGAAGGAGGGGGAGCAGGCCAAGGCGCUGUUUGAGAAGGUGAAGAAGUUCCGGACCCACGUGGAGGAGGGGGACAUUGUGUACCGCCUCUACAUGCGGCAGACCAUCAUCAAGGUGAUCAAAUUCAUCCUCAUCAUCUGCUACACAGUCUACUACGUGCACAACAUCAAGUUCGACGUGGACUGCACCGUGGACAUUGAGAGCCUGACAGGCUACCGUACCUACCGCUGUGCCCACCCCCUGGCCACGCUCUUCAAGAUCCUGGCAUCCUUCUACAUCAGCCUGGUCAUCUUCUAUACGCUGUGGUGGAUGCUGCGGCGCUCCCUCAAGAAGUACUCGUUUGAGUCGAUCCGAGAGGAGAGCAGCUACAGCGACAUCCCCGACGUCAAGAACGACUUCGCCUUCAUGCUGCACCUCAUCGACCAGUACGACCCGCUGUACUCCAAGCGCUUCGCCGUCUUCUUGUCGGAGGUGAGUGAGAACAAGCUGCGGCAGCUGAACCUCAACAACGAGUGGACGCUGGACAAGCUCCGGCAGCGGCUCACCAAGAACGCACAGGACAAGCUGGAGCUGCACCUGUUCAUGCUCAGUGGCAUCCCCGACACCGUGUUUGACCUGGUGGAGCUGGAGGUCCUGAAGCUGGAGCUGAUCCCCGACGUGACCAUCCCGCCCAGCAUCGCCCAGCUCACAGGCCUCAAGGAGCUGUGGCUCUAUCACACAGCGGCCAAGAUUGAGGCACCCGCACUAGCCUUCCUGCGCGAGAACCUGCGGGCGCUGCACAUCAAGUUCACGGACAUCAAGGAGAUCCCGCUGUGGAUCUACAGCCUGAAGACGCUGGAGGAGCUGCACCUGACGGGCAACCUGAGCGCGGAGAACAACCGCUACAUCGUCAUCGACGGGCUGCGGGAGCUCAAACGCCUCAAGGUCCUGCGGCUCAAGAGCAACCUGAGCAAGCUGCCGCAGGUGGUCACAGAUGUGGGCGUGCACCUGCAGAAGCUGUCCAUCAACAAUGAGGGCACCAAGCUCAUCGUCCUCAACAGCCUCAAGAAGAUGGCGAACCUGACUGAGCUGGAGCUGAUCCGCUGCGACCUGGAGCGCAUCCCACACUCCAUCUUCAGCCUUCACAACCUGCAGGAGAUCGACCUCAAGGACAACAACCUCAAGACCAUUGAGGAGAUCAUCAGCUUCCAGCACCUGCACCGCCUCACCUGCCUUAAGCUGUGGUAUAACCACAUCGCCUACAUCCCCAUCCAGAUCGGCAACCUCACCAACCUGGAGCGCCUCUACCUGAACCGCAACAAGAUCGAGAAAAUCCCCACCCAGCUCUUCUACUGCCGCAAGCUGCGCUACCUGGACCUCAGCCACAACAACCUGACCUUCCUCCCCGCCGACAUUGGCCUCCUGCAGAACCUCCAGAACCUGGCCAUCACGGCCAACCGGAUCGAGAUGCUCCCUCCGGAACUCUUCCAGUGCCGAAAGCUGCGGGCCCUACACCUGGGCAACAACGUGCUGCAGUCACUGCCCUCGAGGGUGGGUGAGCUGACCAACCUGACGCAGAUCGAGCUGCGGGGCAACCGGCUGGAGUGCCUGCCCGUGGAGCUGGGCGAGUGCCCACUGCUCAAGCGCAGCGGCCUGGUGGUGGAGGAGGACCUGUUCAACACGCUGCCGCCUGAGGUGAAGGAGCGGCUCUGGAGGGCUGACAAGGAGCAGGCCUGAGCGCGGCCGGCCCAGCACAGCCAGCAGCGGGACCGCCAGCCAGUCCUCAGGCCCAGAGGGCCAGGCCCAGCUUCUCCCAGGGCUCCCGACAGCCAGGCCAGCCUUGCAGCCGGGCAGGAGCCCGGGGCCGGUUGUGAGUCGGGCCAGAGUGAGAGGACAGUAUCUGCGGGGCUGGCCCUUUUCUCCCUGAGACUCACGCCCCCCGGGGCAAGCGGCUGUGGAGGAGAGCAAGUCUCAGUGCAGUAUUUGGAUAAUCAGGGUCUCCUCCCUGGAGGCCGUCUCUGCUCCAGGGGCUGAGUUGCCCAGAGGUCCUGGGACCCUCACUUUAGUUCUUGGUAUUUAUUUUUCUCCGCCUCCCGCCUCCUUCAUCCAGUUAACUUAUACAUUCCCAAGAAAGUUCAGCCCAGAUAGAAGGUGUUCAAGGAAGGGUGGGCUGCGUUUUCCCUUGUCCUUAUUUAGCGAUGCCACCAGGCAUUUAGUGCCCACCCAAACUGAGCAGAGUGGUCCGGGGCAAACCAGCCGUGGGGCGGUCACCCAGAGGGGCCAGGCUGGGCUCUGGCAGUGCGGUCCGUGGGAAAGCAGGCCUCCAGCUGGAAAGGCCAGGCCUGGGGCUUGCCUCUUCAGUUUUUGUGG
Molecule: messenger RNA, 3685 nt
Organism: Cebus imitator (Panamanian white-faced capuchin)
Lineage: Eukaryota; Metazoa; Chordata; Mammalia; Primates; Cebidae
Gene: LRRC8A
Product: leucine rich repeat containing 8 VRAC subunit A
Exons: 4
Coding region: 638-3052 (804 amino acids)
Molecular function (GO): protein binding
Source: RefSeq, a predicted model, not a curated record